Molecule: messenger RNA, 2541 nt
Organism: Helianthus annuus (common sunflower)
Lineage: Eukaryota; Viridiplantae; Streptophyta; Magnoliopsida; Asterales; Asteraceae
Exons: 1
Coding region: 1-2541 (846 amino acids)
Source: RefSeq, a predicted model, not a curated record
AUGGAAAGGUUUGUCAAGGAAGGCAUGAACAUCAAGGACGUCCCGGAGGUCAUGAACAUCAGCAGUUUCAUCAACGGGCUGAAACAUGCACAACUAUGCGAGAAGCUGGGGGAGGAGUUCCCACACUCAUUUGACAAUCUCAUGGACAGAGUCAGAGACUUUGUCAAAGGCAAAGACACAGUUAGCAAAGCUAAGGAGAUGGACAGCGCGCCCCAAAGAGCCAACCCAGUUGCAAAACCUCCCAAAAAAGGUACACCUUACUCAAGAAAACCAGUUUUUGAUAGAAUGUUUCAUGAUAGAACGAGGCCCUCGUAUUCCCCAUAUCGGCCUCGAGGGAGAGGCUCAUCCCCCUACUAUGACAACUUCACCCCUCUCACCAAAACCCCGAGUGAAAUACUGGCAACUGAGAGGGUGAAGAGCUCCUUCCCAAGACCGCCACCCAUAAAGCCCGGGCCAAAAUCACAACCGAACGAGUAUUGUGACUUUCACAAAGGAUUCGGUCAUAAAACUGAUGAUUGCAUAUAUCUAAAGAGGGAAAUAGAGGCCGCAGUGAAAACGGGCAAACUGGCCCAUUUCGUUAAGGAGAUUAAGGAAGGAGGUGGGGAUCGCAAAUGGAAAGAUGUGCGGGAGCCUGGAAGGGCAGAUGUAGACAUGAUCCGAAGGAGGAAUGAAUUUGAUACCACCAGAAGUGUAAAGGCCAGGAUUCUGGGCUCCUCUGACCGCAUGAAAGCUCCCAUCUUGAUGCCACACCUGGAGGAAAAUGAGGUGCAGCGACUCCCCCUUAACAUCUUAGCCAUAAUAGCUGGCCACAAGGUGGCCAGAAUACAUGUGGAUGGGGGAUCCGGGGUAGAAGUAAUCUAUGAACACUGUUUCCUCAGAUUUGACAGGGACGUAAGAGAUAGACUUGAGGAGGACUCUAUCCCCCUAGUAGGUUUCAAAAACAGUGUGUCACACCCUUUGGGAAAGAUCAAACUCCCAUUUACAGUCAGGGUCAGGGAUCGUGUCCGAACUAUAAACUUAACAUUCACAGUGGUCCGAGCACCCUCAAUAUACAAUGCAAUCCUGGGAAGACCGGGGAUUGGGGACCUGCAAGCACAGGCAUCAACACCGCAUGGAGCUCUAAUGUUCCAAACACCAAAGGGCUUGGCCUGGGUAAAGUCUGCAUAUGAAGUAGUCUCUUCCGUAUCUGAGGGAGAGAUACUUGAGAAAUCCCAAAGGGAAAGGGUCGAAGAAUGGGUCCUUUGUGACAGGUUCCCGGAACAGACAAUCAAAGUGGGAAGUCACCUGAGUGACAAGUGUAAAAGUGCUUUCAAGGAGCUGCUCCUUCUUAACAUAGAUGUGUUUGCAUUUCAACAUGGAGACAUGACAGGAAUUCCAAGGAGCUUGACUGAACACCGGCUCAAUACAUAUACCUGGGCAAAGCCAGUCAGGAAAAAGAAAUGGAGUAUGGGCCCCAGUAAGAGGAGGGCCGCCUGUGAAGAAACCAGGAAGCUGCUUAGAGCCGGAAUAGUAACGGAAGUGAAAUACCCAUCUUGGGUUGCCAACCCGUUUAUGGUCCAGAAGAAAGACGGAGGGUGGAGGUUGUGCAUUUAUUUUCAAGAUUUGAACAAAGCAUGUCCCAAGGACUGCUACCCCCUCCUAGAGAUAGACGUCCAAGUGGACUCCUUAUCCCAGUAUCCCCUGAACUGCUUCUUGGAUGCCUACAAAGGAUACCAUCAAAUACAGAUGUCAAUGGAAGACGAGGAAAAGACCGCCUUCAUCACAGACGAAGGGACAUUUUGCUAUAUCAAAAUGCCCUUCAGACUCAAAAAUUUUGGUGCCACCUAUCAAAGGUUCAUGAAUGCCCUUUUCAGGGAACAACGGGGACGAAACCUGGAGGUAUAUGUUGAUAACAUUGUUAUCAAAAGCUUGACCGAAAUGGCCAUGAUAGAUGACAUAGCCGAGACCAUUCGAACCAUGCAAGAUGUGAAUAUGAAGCUGAACCCUGGGAAAUGCUGCUUCGGGGUAGAAGAAGGAAAAUUCCUGGGAGUAGUAGUUACUAAGGGAGGAAUCAAAGCCAACCCGGAGAAAACUCAAGCCGUGGCCGAAAUGCGAUCCCCCAGGUCCCUAAAAGACAUUCAACAGCUGAAUGGAAGAUUAAUCGCCUUGAACCGUUUUUUGUCAAAGGUAGCUGAUAGGACCCUUCCCUUCAUGAAGGUACUAAAGGACUGCCUCCAAACAGACAGGUAUAGAUGGACCUCUGAGGCAGAAACCGCUUUUCGAGAAAUGAAGGAUUAUAUUUGUAAGCUCCCAGCUCUAGCCACCCCGGUGCCCGGGGAAGAUCUGCUGUUGUAUUUAUCUGCUUCAAAGACAACCAUAAGUGCGGUUAUGAUGGUAGAACGGGAGGAGAAGCACAUACCAAUAUACUUCAUCAGCAGAACCCUCAAAGGUCCUGAGGAACGCUAUAUGCCCCUGGAGAAGUUAGCUUUAGCUCUCGUUUUCGCGUUCCGGAGACUCAGGAGGUACUUCCAGGCACACAAGGUUACCCUAAUAACAGAUUAA